AUGCUUGAUUCUGUUCCUUAUAAUACCAUAUUGCCCCCUGCUGCCGUCGUGGCUGCCUCUCCGAACCCCUACAGGGGAAGACCAGCUGCGUUCCGCUCUGCCCCUACUCCUGUCGAGGAAGACAGUUCAGACGAGCCUCACGCCACAGCACCAACUGAGCCCGUUCCCGAGCCACCUCCUGCUCCUGGUUCCGACGCCGACCCUUCUCGACCUUCCUCCUCCGCCCGCCAUCGUUACAGGACCACCAUCCCCUCUGAAGCUGCUCUAGCUCGUCGGCACGACGCCCCCACGAGCCUUCUGAUGAUGAAAGGUUGCCUCGGCAGUUUGUGGGCAGAGAGCAUGAGCCAAAUGGGUAGCGCACCGCCGUUAGUCCAGAUGGAUAGCAAAGAACUCCGAGAAAGAGUUUCUGAAUUAGAGCUGCAACUGAAUGACCCGGCCCAAGCUAGUUACGCAUUGCGAGCAGAAAUCCAAGCCUUAACCAAUCAGACCGACCGGCAGAAAAAGUCCCUGUCACAGGUUAAAGAUGAGCUCCGAGCUGUAAAAGAGGAAAGAGCUGCCUCUGAGGCGGGGUAUCAGCAGCAACUAGCCCAUCAGGCUCAGGAAAUUCAGUCCAAGGAUACCCUUCCGCAGGAGAGGAACCAGAAAUUGGAGGUCCAGGCAGCUCAACUGGAAACUCAAGCAGCUGAACUGAGGGCUCUGAGAGCAUAA
Zingiber officinale is the source of this 708-nucleotide messenger RNA. Its product is annotated as MAP7 domain-containing protein 1-like. The transcript has 3 exons. The coding region runs from base 1 to 708 and encodes 235 amino acids. NCBI's taxonomy places the organism in Eukaryota, Viridiplantae, Streptophyta, Magnoliopsida, Zingiberales, Zingiberaceae. The record is from RefSeq and is a predicted model, not a curated record.